Nelumbo nucifera (sacred lotus) is the source of this 1074-nucleotide messenger RNA. RefSeq names its product putative pectinesterase 63. Gene Ontology annotation, molecular function: pectinesterase activity. Lineage: Eukaryota; Viridiplantae; Streptophyta; Magnoliopsida; Proteales; Nelumbonaceae. Gene Ontology annotation, biological process: pectin catabolic process; cell wall modification. The record is from RefSeq and is a predicted model, not a curated record.
AUGAUUACGAUGUUGAUUGUGCUUGCCCCCAUCGUGUUCUCCCAAGACCAAGAGCCAGAAAAUACUUCCAAUGAUCCGACCAGCUUCGACAAUUGGAUUGAAAAUAGCAUGAAGACGUUCUAUGAACGUAAAGAUCAGAUCAGACAAGGGGAAGACGUUGUUCUCGAUGAUGCCCUGGCUCAAGCUGAGAAAUCCAGCAAGGUGAUCAAGGUGAGAAAGGAUGGCACCGGCGACUUCAAGACGGUGGCAGAUGCCAUCGCAAGUAUUCCUUCCGGGAAUAAACAACGCAUUAUCUUGUGGAUAGGACCGGGCGAGUAUGCGGAGAAGAUAACGGUGGAUAAAUCCAAGCCAUUUCUCACGUUCUACGGAUCGCCCGAAAACAUGCCGAUUUUGUCCUCCCAUGGUGCAUCUGCUUCUGUCACAGUGGAGUCGGACUACUUUAUGGCCGCUAACAUCAUCUUUAAGAAUUCGGCUCCAGAGACCGACGGCAAAGGUGGUGGACAAGGAGGUGAGGCUGCGGCAAUGAGAAUCUCUGGUGACAAGGCGGUGUUUUAUAGCUGCAACUUCACUGGCUCCGACAAAUCAUUGUACGAUGACAAGGGAAGGCAUUUGUUCAAGGAUUGCUACAUUGAAAGCACACUCAAUUUCAUCUCUGGGAAUGGAAAAUCUCUCUACAUGUUCACGGAGAUACAUUCGAAGGCAAAAACUAAUGCACUGAUCACGUCAUCAACCAAGGAGAAGGAAAAUGAAGAUACUGGCUACUGUUUCGUUUACUGCAACUUUACGGGCAGCGGGCAUAUUUAUCUGGGUCAGGAAUGGAGAGCCAAAGGGAGGGUUAUCUUCGCCAACGCCGACAUCGGCCUGCAAAUCAGUCCUCAAGGCUCCUCUGACGGUGGAAAAACAACCGACGAAAAGACAAUAUACUACGCAGAAUACAAUUGCAGCGGACCAGGAUCAUGCGCAGAUAAGCCUCCACCUUACGUCAGGAUGCUAAGCGAUGCCGAAGCCCAACCAUUCGUGAGCAUGACCUACGUCCACGGCAGCACUUGGCUUCUCCCUCCUCCCAUUCUGUAA